AUGAAUAUUGUAUUGUCUAGAAUAUUGUCGUCAUGUUGCCUUCUACUCUCAGCGGGAAUCGGAUGCGCAAUCCCGUCGAUCCUCAAAAGACCAUUUAAACAAAAUGGACCUGAAAGAAGAAGGUCAGUCGGAGAGGCGAUAAUGUGCCUAUGUAACUGUUUGGGAGGAGGAGUGAUCAUGGCAAUGUCGUUCCUGCACAUAUUGCCGGAGUCGGUCGAAGACUGCACGUCGGCAGACCUGUUCAUUAAAAUUCGCGAAAAUAAGCUGAACGUGGCGUUCCUGUUGAUGCUGAUAUCGUUCUCGUUCAUGCUGUUCCUCGAGAGAGUACUCUCGUUCGGAAGAACGCCUUGCUGCGCCGACUUUAACGAUUGCAAGGUCAACACGAAGUGCUGCACAGUCUCGGACGAGGAGGCGCUGGUGGACAAGGAGCUCAAGACGACGGAAAUCGAAAUCAUGUCCCCGGAACAGAAGCCGAAGCAUCCCACAGGCUCAAGAUAUAGGCACGCGCACAGCCACAUCCUGUCGACAAUAAAGAAGCUUCUGUGUCCGAUUUGCGAGUGCAACGGACUGUGCAUAACACUGGCACUAUUUAUCCACUCAGUGUUCGAAGGCAUUGUGGUCGGACUUGAGAAGAACGAGGUGCACCUGUGGCUCAUAACCCUAGGAAUUGUGAUCCACAAGUGGGCAGCGGGAAUGGCCCUGGCCUCGUUUAUGGCGGGGAAUUCCAAGACGCUCAUCACAGUCAUGGUUACCAUUUUCUGCGCAGGGUCGCCUGUCGGAGUCCUGAUAGGGUCCAUGAUUUUGGACGCGAACAUAAGGGCAGUGGCGAUCCUUAACUCAGUUGCCGUAGGCACGCUGGUCUACGUAGGAUUCGAGAUAAUAGUGCACGAGCUGUUUUGCGAAAUUAAGUGCAAAAAGACGGCCAUGUACAAGUGGCUCGCCUUCAUGGCAGGCGGAGGCGUUAUAUUUGGCACACUGAUGCUGGAGUUCUAUUUGUCAAACCACAGUCACGCCCACUAG
Molecule: messenger RNA, 1020 nt
Organism: Theileria orientalis strain Shintoku
Lineage: Eukaryota; Apicomplexa; Aconoidasida; Piroplasmida; Theileriidae
Product: zinc transport protein
Exons: 4
Coding region: 1-1020 (339 amino acids)
Biological process (GO): zinc ion transmembrane transport
Cellular component (GO): membrane
Molecular function (GO): zinc ion transmembrane transporter activity
Source: RefSeq, a predicted model, not a curated record